Messenger RNA from Humulus lupulus (European hop), 546 nucleotides. RefSeq lists its product as uncharacterized. The record is from RefSeq and is a predicted model, not a curated record. The transcript has a single exon. Bases 1 to 546 code for a protein of 181 amino acids. NCBI's taxonomy places the organism in Eukaryota, Viridiplantae, Streptophyta, Magnoliopsida, Rosales, Cannabaceae.
AUGGCUCGCGAAGGAGGUACCCAGAGGAGAUCCACUACUGUUUCAGCCACCUUUACUGAUGAUAAUCCCUUCUUCGUUCUUGAUCAACCGAAUCGGUCCUCUACGGAUGUUACUCGAAGCCCUUACUACUUCUCUAAUGGUGAUCAUUCAAGAGCAAAUCUUGUUUCGAAAAUCCUCAUUGGUGGUGAAAAUUAUAACUCAUGGAAACGUUCAAUGAUGAUUUCCCUCCUCGCCAAGAACAAGCUCAAGUUCAUUAAUGGUAAGCUUCCACAACCAGACUCCACUGAUGAUGACUAUGAUAUUUGGUGUAGAUGCAAUAGUAUGGUCAUUUCUUGGAUUCUUCAUGUCAUUUCUCCUAAUAUUGUUGAUAGCGUCAUGUAUUUGGAUGAUGUUGUUGCCAACUGGUCUGAGCUCCAUGAUCACUUCCAUCAGAAUAAUGGUCCCCAGGUGUUCCAAGUAAAACGUUCUAUGCAAGCUUUGGUUCAGGGCUCUAAUGAUGUCACGACAGCUUCUUUCACUAGACUUAAAGCCCAUUGGGAUCUUUGA